AGAAAGAUUAAGGCGGAGAGGGAGGAAGAUGAUGAAGUGGGGGUGACGAUAUGAAAGGAUUAUGUGUUAGCCGAGGAGAGCCAGAAUAAUCUCAAGACAAGACAUGACAAACUGCAGAAACCUGUGCUGAGCUGAGGACGAUGGAUUCACAGUAAGGAUAUCUUUUGGACUGAAGAUGCACCAGAGAAAACAAACGUCUUCUAUGUCCGCUCAAUGAUGCUGCAGCUGUGAUGUAUUUGCAGCCGCUUUAAUAAGAGGAAGAGAUACACACUCAGAUGAAAAAACCCCGUGCAUACAAAUGAGGCUGACAUUCUUCAGAAGUUUCAGGGUAUUUGUCAGUUUCUGCAUCCCCCCCUUCGCAAAAGCAUGUCUGAAAUCCAGCACACAAGCCAAAUCCUUCCUAUCAAAACCCAAAAUAAGCUGUGAACCUUCAGCCCAGAGAACAUGGACCCCGACUUAAACCAUGCCAUGCAGCUCAGGACAGCUACCAACGAUUUUACGAGUAUGGAUCUGCAGCUCCAAACCAGCCCCUUUCAUUCUGACGCACAGCAGCCAGUCAUUGCAUCAAUCUAUCCAUCCCUCGAGCACUGGUCAUCGACAUCUUUUCAGAGUCCAACCAGUCAUGAAGUAUUGAGCGUGUCGUCUCUGGUCCCCUCUACAGUCCUCACACUGGUGCCUCAUUAUAAACCCACUGAAAAAAAUAGCUUAUAUCCAGAGCUUCCAUCUUUCUUUGGAGAGAAUCCAGAGCCGCAACUUCCAGGAACUUCAUCUUCCCCCUCUGGGUUUUCAGAAGUCCAAGAUCAAAACACUCUGACCUUACAACUUCCUUUUAGUGAUACUCCUCCUGAAGUUCAGCAGAGGAAACCAUCAGAUGGGAGCCCGCUGGAGGAGGGAUCAGUAGGUCUCAUGAUGCCCAAAGAUUUCCCUCAUGAAGAGCCAGAUUCAGAAGCUCGGGUCUUUUCAUCUAGUGAGCUGUUCCUGAUGGUGAGCAUCCCUAUCAUCACCGUACUGGUCAUCAUCUCCGCCCUAUUAGUCAAGUUCCUCAUAUUCCCAUCUGAAUUAAGUGAAUUAUCUCCUCCUUGUGGUGGGAAGAGGAACUGCAGCAUCCCAGCACAGCUGCCCUUUUUGCCUAAGAACCCGACAAACCAGACAGGGAACAUCACUGCAGGCUGCCCAGUUCCUGUCAGUGAUGGCCGCCGUAUUGUCGGGGGGACGCUGGCAGCCAAGGACAAGUGGGGCUGGCAGGUCAGCAUGCACUGGAGGGGGCGACACGUCUGUGGAGGUGCCAUCGUCUCCCCGCACUGGGUCAUCACUGCAGCUCACUGCUUUGUCGAGAACAACAUGCUGGAGGUGUCUGACUGGCUGGUGGUGGUGGACACCGUCAGCAUCGCAGACAGCUCGCUGGGGAAACGUUACAGAGCACUGCAGGUCCUCCACCACCCUCGAUUCAACACAUUCAACAACGACUAUGAUGUGGGACUGCUGCGCACCAUCACUGACAUGGACAUGACAGGCAGGGUGCGACCGGUCUGUUUACCCAGCCCGAGUGAGUCUUUUCUUCCUGGAUCGGCCUGCUGGAUCACAGGCUGGGGAUACAUUCGUGAAGGAGGCUUUGUGACAGAUGAGCUGAGACAGGCUCAGGUCAAGUUAAUCGCUCAAUCUGACUGCUCCCACUCGAGUGUGUACGGCUCGUUUCUCACUCCUCGUAUGAUCUGUGCUGGAUCCAUGGACGGAGGAGUGGACUCCUGUCAGGGGGACAGUGGUGGACCCCUGGUGUGUGAGACAUCCGAUGGGGACUGGCGGCUGGCCGGCGUGGUGAGCUGGGGAGAGGGCUGUGGCCGACGCAGUAAACCUGGCGUCUACAGCAGAGUGACCAAACUGAUUCACUGGGUCCAAAAAUAUACAGAGGGGAAACCAGAAGAGCUGGAGGAGACCACCACAGCGAUGUCUGACACGCUAAGACCUGAACCUUAAUAAACAAUUAAGAAGCAAA
This is a messenger RNA of Labrus mixtus (cuckoo wrasse), 1993 nucleotides long. RefSeq names its product transmembrane protease serine 5-like. The record is from RefSeq and is a predicted model, not a curated record. Gene Ontology annotation, molecular function: serine-type endopeptidase activity. The transcript has 10 exons. NCBI's taxonomy places the organism in Eukaryota, Metazoa, Chordata, Actinopteri, Labriformes, Labridae. The coding region runs from base 445 to 1974 and encodes 509 amino acids. Gene Ontology annotation, biological process: proteolysis.